AUGCAUCUCCACCACCAUCCGCCACCCAUCACCACCGCCACCGGCGCUGCUAUUACUACCCCUUACAUUCUAUUAGCGACCACCGUUUUCUUCUUUCUCCUCGUACUCUCCUUCACUAUUUCUCCUUCCUCUCCACCUCCCCCCACCCAACCCCACCCAUCCCUCUUCCCCCACCACCACCGCUUCCUUUUCCACAACCCCAACACCACCCAAAACCAAAACACCCCUUCAGCUGCACCGCCGCUCCCUCCAACCCCUCCCUCCAUAGCAUACCUCAUAUCCGGAUCCGCCAAUGAUUCGGAUCGGAUCAUCAGACUACUCUACUCUAUCUACCAUCCCAGGAACCAGUACUUGCUCAACCUGGACCGGGCAGCUCCUCAGGCUGACCGUGAUACCCUGGCCAUCAGAGUUCAAUCAGUGCCCCUCUUCAGGGCUGCUCAGAAUGUACAUGUAAUUGGCAAGGCUGACUAUGUGUUCUCCGCUGGUCCUUCAUCACUUUCCUCCACACUUCACGGCGCGUCCAUUAUGCUCCGUGUUGCGGCAGAUUGGGAUUGGUUUAUCAAUCUCUCGGCAAAUGAUUACCCCCUUGUUACCCAAGAUGAUCUUUUACACAUUUUGUCAUAUCUGCCUAAGGAUCUUAAUUUUGUGAAUCACACAAGCUAUAUUGGAUGGAGAGAAUCUCGGAAACUGAAACCAAUAAUAGUUGAUCCCGCACUCUACCUUGCGGAAAAUAGUGAGACGUUUUAUGCAACUGAAAAGAGACAGCUGCCGGAUGCUUUCCGGUUAUUCACAGGUUCAUCAUCAGCUAUUUUAACUCGCAAGUUUGUUGAGUUCUGCGUCUUGGGUGUGGACAAUCUUCCCAGGACUCUACUAAUGUACUUGUCAAAUACGCCGGCAUCAAAUCUUGUCUAUUUCCCAACCAUUCUAUGCAAUUCACGGCAAUUCAAUCGAACUACUAUCAACCACAGCCUGCAGUAUGUUUCUUACGACUCCAGACAGGAGCCCCUACAGCUGAAUUCUAGUACAUUUGAUGAUCUGAUCCAAAGUGGAGCAGCCUUUGCCUCACCAUUUCUCCCACAUGAUUCGGUUCUUGACCGGAUCGACCGGGAAGUUCUGGAACGAAAACCGGGCAAACCAGUACCCGGUGGCUGGUGUUUAGGUGAAUCUGAAAACGAGAAAUGUUCAGUUUGGGGAGAUGCUGAUGUUUUGAAGCCGGGUCCGGGAGCAAAAAGGCUUGAAAAACGGCUUGUUGAACUACUAUCAAAGGAAACAGUUCGAUCUCGUCAAUGUGUAGAUGAAUAG
This is a messenger RNA of Fraxinus pennsylvanica, 1302 nucleotides long. NCBI's taxonomy places the organism in Eukaryota, Viridiplantae, Streptophyta, Magnoliopsida, Lamiales, Oleaceae. The record is from the annotation of a GenBank genome assembly.